Messenger RNA from Microplitis demolitor, 3386 nucleotides. RefSeq lists its product as uncharacterized. Bases 1103 to 2509 code for a protein of 468 amino acids. The transcript is spliced from 7 exons. The record is from RefSeq and is a predicted model, not a curated record. NCBI's taxonomy places the organism in Eukaryota, Metazoa, Arthropoda, Insecta, Hymenoptera, Braconidae.
CUGAGUUUGUGGACAGUGUGUCCCUCGAUAAACGGGACUUUCAGUUUCUUUUAGAGAACCGCGAGUGCAAGAUCGACCGCGCGCAAACAACGCGGCUAUACGCGCGUGAAAGUUUUACAUCAAAAGGACAGCCACUGUUUUCUGAAAUAGGCUUGGACUUUCGAGAGCAUUCAGGUGACUCCUGUAACGAGUUUUCGCUAGAGCGCUCAGGUUACUUCGACCAUGCAGACGGCCUUUGCCAAAUGCCCUCGCGCCCAUCGACAUUCCUUGGCUCCACUAUGUAAUAACGUAAACAUCAACAACAAGACAACGUGAAAGUUUAUACGGCCACCGCCGAGGUCCCGAUUAAAUUCAGCGGAUGUCAAGUAACUCUUGAUAUAUCUUAUCCUCAUCAUCACGAUACAAAUGAUGCCUAUGCACUACCUGCUCAGUAGCAGCUUACGCUAUGGGGCUUCAAGGAAACUAAUAUCGUGUAUUUAGUUUUCAUUAGAUACUUAUAUCUAUCGUUAUGUCACAACAAUCAAUUAUAAUUACUAACAGAUGAUGCUACAGGACCCGUUCAUAAAAUACGUUCGCAUUUAUGAGGAAGGAGGGGGUGUCGCUUACUGUGACAAGAUAUGACAAGGGGGGUUGGGAGGUCUAAGGAAACGUGACGUUCAUAACUCAUCCAACAAUUUUAAAAAAUUUUCUCUCGGGUUUUUUUAAUUUAAUUUUUUUUUUUUUGCUAUGAUAGAAAGUCAUUCGUUUCAUAUUUGUAAGUAUAUAAAUAUUUCUAUGCAUAUCUCCGUCAUAACAGGAGAAGGGAACUAUCAUUUUUGACACAACAUUGAUAGGGGGAUCGCAGAAAAUGUGACGAAGAGUAGGGAGAGAUUUAAAAAGAGUUUAUUUAGAGCAGAUAAACAAAAAUCGUGUAAAAAAAGAAAAACAAAGGAUGUGGAUAAUAAUGGGCUACUUGCGGUUAGCAGCAGGCCAAGUUGACUGACAGUCCUUGGAGGAGGGAGAAUGUUAAAGUGGGUACUGACACUGGAUGAACCUGCAUCAAGUCCAUGCGGUCUAGUGGCAUUGACGUAUAAGUGUAAAAAGCGUGGUGCCGUAUGAGGGAAUGCCCCGGUGUGGCAAGACACAUCCAACUGCUGGCCAGUCCACAAACAAUGGAGUCGGGUUAACGCCACAACUUCAUCAGGACUACCAUCGCUGUGACGUCGAGUGGUCUGAACAGGAAGCAAUAGAUGCGGAAGUAUCCCAAUUAGUAAACGGAGGUGCGGCUGCCCUUCAUAAUCUUAAGAGAUGGCGCAACUCAACGAGUUCCGGGUAUUCAAGCCAUUCGCCGCCACUCUCCGCUGGUUCAUAUUCUACAUGCUGUGCUUCAGUCCUCCGAAAUUCCGCAGUUGGGACACUUGGAGCGGAGGCCACUCUCGGUCUAGCAGUAAUUCAUGAAGCAGAAGCAAUACCACGUCCUAUUUGGCCUUGUUCAUCUAUUUAUCGUAGAGAUUUACACUUAGUUGGUUGCGAGACACUCGACUGCGAGGGCUUAUCUGCCAGUUGCAGUUACGCUCGCGCUUACACGUACGCCAGUCGAUGUCGCAAUGCUUGGCAAGACUGCCAGCCUUCUGCCCAUACGGCACAAGACGUCCUCUUCGAGCUCUCACGGACCCUCAACUCUGUCACUGACGGUGAGUCCGACAUGACGCCUGAAGAAAUUCUUCGUGAUAUCUCGCGUACUGUGCAAAAAGGAAUUGAAACAAAUGGUACAACUUCUACUGGUAUUUCAAGUGAAGAACACAUCUAUCGGUUAUCAUCAUCUUCAUCCAGCGUCAUUGGUAAAGAUUCAGUAACUGUUAAUCCUGUUAAUUUAAAGUUAUACAGUAAACCAGGAUACGCUAAUCCAUCUGUGCCAUCUUUUAAAACAUCUUAUCAGUGUCUUCAUGAAGGAAAAACACUUUUACUUAAGUCUGUUGCUAAAUCUCAAGAGAAACAUCGCAAACACGAACAGUGUAAUAAAAUACCAGCGAUUUUUCUUGUGCCUCAUUGCAAUAGUAUACAUACUGCACAUACGGUUUCUAAUUAUAAUACCAAAAGUGUCGAAAAUACUAAUGAUAAAGAUGAUAAUAGAUUAAUUAAAAUACGUGAUAAUUUGCAAGAUAUAGAACAUAACAAGAUGGUUCCUAGAAUUGAACACACACAGGAUAAAAUUUGUUAUAAUUCUGAUGAACCAGUAUAUUCUACGCAGCUGGACCUCAGUGAUGAAAGUUCUUCUUAUGGUGCAGUAAGAAACUCGUCACAUAAAGCUAAUUGGAAUCAAGGCAUAAAUGUUUUUAAUAAAAGCUUAGAUUUUACAUUAGACGGUCAUAGAGCUGAAAGAUUAGGUCGCUUAAUUGCUCGCGCUAAACGUAGACGACAAUGGUGUCGUGCCCUCACUACCAUCUUAGGGCUAGUCUUUUUUAUAUUAAGUGUUGUCGUUGUUUCCAUGUCUGUUACUAAAGGACGUAAAAUAUUUGGAAGCAUGUAAAGUCAAGAAUAAUUAGCAACUCAUUUAUCAAUCAAUAUUAAUUUACCGAUUAAAAAAAAAAUUAAGUCGAUUUAAUCUGUACAAUUAAUAGAUGAGCAUUCAAAAAUUUAUGAUUGAAUGUAGUAUAAAAUAAUAUUUUCAGUAGUUACUGGUGAAUAUUUGUCACAAUUAAUUUUAAUCAUAACUACUUUAUUGCAAAAGAUAGUUUUUCAUACUGAUCUUUGGCCAUAUGUAUUUCAUGGUACCUUAUAUUAUAUUAUACAUAUAUUAUCAUAUUAUAAGUUAAGACGUGUGCGAGAUUUAUAAAAUAAUCUUAGCAAAGCAAUAUAAUGGCUGUGACCAUGUCGUUUGCAUUUCUAUAUAACAUUUAUAAACACAACAUAUUAAAUACAUAUCUCUUAAUUUUUAAAUAAAUUUAAAUCUCUACUUAAUCCUACCUCAAUAAAUGAAAGAAUGAUAUAAAUAAUUUAAUAUUAUCGAUCAACUAAAAUUCUCAGAAUAAUAAAAAACUAUUUAUUCGAUUUUUGAUAAAGUAUAUGAUUAUAUGGGUGAUUCCGUUCUAACUGUGAUUUUUUUUAUUAAAACUUUUAAGAUUUUGAAGUUAAACUUUUUCAAUUUUUUUAUGGACAUUAUUUAUCUAUUUUACUGUAAAAAUAAAAAUCUGAGAGGAUUUUACUACAACUUGAAAGCGUCAAAAACGAGAAACAAUUUUCAAGUUUUGCGUUCCAUGGUACUGAUAUAAAAUAAAUUCGGUAAAAAUUGUUUGAGAAAAUUAUUAAAUUCAUUUAUAAAUUCUGUUGUAACACUUUUAAACUCUUCUUUUAAUAAAUAUUUAACACAUUAAUGAUGAUUAAUAACGAUUAACUUUAUAAUUUAU